Paramuricea clavata is the source of this 1077-nucleotide messenger RNA. The record is from the annotation of a GenBank genome assembly. Lineage: Eukaryota; Metazoa; Cnidaria; Anthozoa; Malacalcyonacea; Plexauridae.
AUGGCAACUCGAACGCCCGAAACUUUGCUAAAUCUCGAUCGUUUAUCUUUAAAUAACGAGUUCGUUGUUAAAACUCCUUUAACACAAAGGCGGUAUACACCAUAUACGAAGUCUAACCAGCGAACACAAGUGCUAACAAAGACUCCUUUGCCGAAUUUCCACCAAAAACGGAGGGCCAAAACUCAAGAAGCAAAACUCUCUGGUCGACAACAACGGUCACAUGAACUUAGCAACGACAAAACCGAAGAUAUUUCCACCAGAAUUGUUAACAAAACAUGGCGAGUUUAUCGUGUUUCGCCCUUGUAUUCUUUCAAAACGGAUGCAAAGUCUUUAAAAUUAUACGAAAAACGUUUGAACAGCUUUUUAGCGGUCGAAACUUGUAGGGCAGCAGAGGUACAGAGCAGAGUAAAGAAGAAAGCUCUGUUUACGAAGCUUGAAGGGCAUACUGAUGGGGAUUAUGGUGUUGAAAUUAAAAUUAUGACAAGCGAGGGAAAGGAGAAUGCCGCAAAAGAAGAACUAGUUGCUGUUUUAUGUUGCGGAGGGAAUGUAAAUGAUGAAAACUUAAAUAUUUUAAAUGGAGAUUUGACAUCAUUACCUGUAUGCUUAAUUAAAAGCUCUGUUUUACUGAAGGACUCAUUCUUGCAAUGGCUUGAGAACCAGUUUGGCUGUAGAGCUUGCCUGCUAUUAUUCUCACCGACCGACCUCGCCUGGUUGGCAUCGCUGUGUGCUGGCAUCGGCGAACCGACGACCUCUGUGGAGUUGACUUACUCUGUCCCAGCGGUCAUACCUGGACUGGACACCAUUUAUUUCAAAAUGGAUGCCAAAGAUGCAAGGCGGAUAUGGAACCUGGUUCAUGAUCCAAAGCAACCGUGUUUCACAAACGAAGAAGCGGUUAGGAUUUUGAAAUCGAUGGAAACUCAUUUUUAUCACCAUUUUAAAGUACAUUUGAAUCAAAUGCAGUUGACGACAGUUGGGACCUCGGUAGCAUACAUUGGCCAGGAAGGCCGGAUCAAGAUACUUCAGGAACCUUAUGUGUGCUACAUUUUACAACAGUUAUCCCAACUGGCAAAUUUUUAA